Porites evermanni is the source of this 4265-nucleotide messenger RNA. Lineage: Eukaryota; Metazoa; Cnidaria; Anthozoa; Scleractinia; Poritidae. The record is from the annotation of a GenBank genome assembly.
AUGAUGAUUAUCAAGAUCUUCGUGUAUUUUUUUCUACUUCUCAUUGGUAUUUUCCAACCACCAGGUAAAUGUACUAGUAUUAUCUUCUGCACGAUAAUUGUUUUUUCUAGUAAAGGGUAUCCGCGGGUUAGCCAGGAUCAUAUACUUAACUGGAAGAAGCUAAAAGUACGUUGAAUGCCUGUCACGUUUUCAUAAAGAUAUUCCAUGAAUAAACAGAUUAACUGCCUCUGGACUUCUGUUAUGUUUCAGCUACAAUCACCACAUCGCUUCAAGUAAACAUAGCUUGUAACGGAAAAUUGUCGUUUUACGACAGUGAACGAAAAGAGCUACUCGACUCACGAAAUCCGGAAAAUAAGUAUGUAAGGUACACGCUUAAUCCAGGAACUAAAGUUUUGGCCUUUAAAUGUCGUAGUUACAACAAAACUAAACCACUGAUGAUGGGCAGCGUAAGCAAUGGAUUGGUUACAGACACUAGAUGGAAAUGCAUCAGCCUUAACGAAGACGAAACUCGAAAUUUUGGUCUCAAAUCUUGGACCAAAAAGGACGACGUCGACGACAGCCAUUGGCCCCAGGCCGUUGGAUACUUCUCAAACCGAGACAGCCCUUGGGAAAAGGUUCCAGAUAUAAGCGAAGAUGCUUUCUGGAUAUCCACGGCUGCUGAAAAAGACUGGUGGCUGUUUUGCCGACGACGACUAUCUGAGAUGCCUCUGAAACAAAGAAUGCAAAAUGGUUUGUCUAUAUAUUGUUCCUGCUAAUCGUCUACAAUGCCCAACAAAACGUUUUAAAAUACUUUGUAAAAUUGAGCUUCCUUCACUUUCAUUCACACCUUAACUUUUUUUAGUUACGAAACAGUUAAAUUAUUUGGAGAGUGGGAUAUGUUAAUUUGGUGGACAAGCCAUGAAACUCUCUGUAGCAGGAUUUAGCUCCCUCGGCUUCUCCCUCUACUUUACAAUAUUUACACUCAGUACGCAAAUUUAAAAUAAUACAUCAACUUUGAAGUGGGCAGUGACAUGUUAUGAUAAUUUUUCAGUCUCCAAACUGUCAAUGACUGAUGAAGCUUCAUUCGAUUCUAUUCUCCCUUAAUCACAAUUGAAGUGGAUAGUGGAGGGCUUCAAGGAUUUAUGACCAGGAUUUUUACUAAGCUAGGAAGAGAAAAUAGCGGUCGCCAUCUCUUUAAAAAUGGAAAAAACUAAAACGAGAGAAACAAGGUGACGAACUCUGUACCACUUAAACCUUUUCCGCCUUCUUUUAGUAAGGACAUCACAUUUGAAAUAAAUUAUUGGCUUGAUUAUAUUAUCCUCUACUUAGCCAGCGAAUACUCCAAUAAAACAGUGUACCGUGCAUAAUUAUUACGAUAAAUUUUAUUUCUAUUUGUAGGGGUUUUUCAAGCAACGCUAGCUGACGUAGAUCACGCCCUUUCUAGUCACCCUCGGUCUCAACACGAGGUCAGUGACGUCAUGCAGUGUUUCAAGAGAUGUCAUAAUGAUUCCCAGUGCCUCUCGUUCAACUUUGAGUACGCUACAGUUAAACUCUCGAAAACAUGCGAGCUAAAUGGCGUUACUAAGAACCAAGAUCCUUACCAUUACGUCAGCAGGCCUGGUUUCACUUAUUACGAGAAAGUAGGAUGACCGUCGAAGCGAAGCUGACGCAUAUUUUGUGUUGUGGUGUCGACUGGGUCUUUUUUCCUGUCGAUUAUAACCAUAUUUAUAAACUCUUGUAAAGUCCGUUCGGUCACUUUUAUCUUUCCAAGGUAUUCCUUUUAGCCUGCUUUACCUCCUAGACCGACUGAUUUCUUUAGCUAAAGGCCCUGUGUGGCUUACUUUGCUUACAUCUUUCUUAAAAUCAUGUUAAUAGUCGGAUUUCGUGUACAGUAUAAAUAAUGUUUGAACCUUUAUUAUGUUCAUGCACUGAUGAUUAAAAAAAUCUGUUUCAGCACCAAAGUGCCAGUUCAGCCCUGCACCCCCUUCUGGAGUCAUUUGAGCAUAAUUUAAGCCUAAAAACAGCUCAAUCAAAAGGCUAUUCCAGCCCACGCUGGCGGGGGCCCAUUUCAGCCUUUGGGUCCAAAUCGGCCCAGGUAGUUGGACUGUAUUGGCCCUCUUUUAAGGGAGUCAAAUUAGAUUCAAAAAUAGGAUUGUAUUUUACUCACCCUAAACGGCCCCAUUUUAAGGGCCAAAACAGAUCUUUCUCAUUUACGGUGUGACCUUUCUCGUAUCUCCUUGGUGAUUGUUUGCCAUCGUAGGCAAUCCCUCACUGCCAUGAAAUAUGAAUCAGCUCCUAGGAUCACAACCUUACCUGUGCCUUGAAUACUUUUGUAAUGUAAAAAGGCUGAUGGUAGGUCACAUUAUCAUUUUUCUCUCUGGCAAACAACUGUAUUUAGAAUAAAACAACGGCUGGAUUAUUUAAUAAGGAAGACCGAGUUACUUCACUUUCGGUCAGGAUAUAAUUGAAAUCAAAUGUGCCAUGAUUGCACAACUGUAGAAAGCGAUUCAUUGCCUUUACUUUCUUCAUCAAAAGAAAAAGUUUUUUGCUCUUUUUGCCAUUUGUUUCGCAAGACGUGAAUUAAUUAAGCUUGACACUUUUGCCAACCUUAUAAUUAUGAAUACUGAUGGUUCUGCUCCAAUUUGCAUCAAUUCAUUUGCUUAUCAAGGACUCUUUUGUUACACGAAUAACAGCAAACUACCAUUAAUUGCUGAAACCAAUUAAAAAUAAAUAACACCUGUUCACCACUUCCUAAAAUUGUCCCCAAACCAAACUGAUAGAAUAGUAAAUUAACCGGGCGUUUGAGAAUUUUCACUUUGAAGAUAAAUGGUUAAUUAAACAACACCAUCUGUCUAAAUAUACAGGUCUCUUGAGGAGUCGAAGUUGCUGUUGUGUUUAAUUUGGUUAUCUAUAGCGGAUUUGAGGUGAUUUUAUCGAUUUUCGUCAAGCAAAACGAAAUGAAACAUUCUUUUUUGUGUCUUCUGCUUGUCACUAUUUUCCUUUCUUCAGGUAAGAGUAGUAAUAAUGAACAACGCAAGAUAGUUUAAACCUAGAUAUGAUGGUUUAAGAAAGUCGUUUCGAGCUAAUUUUAGGCCGGUGUUUAUUCUAAAUGAACCCUUUACUAAAAUGUUCUAAGUAACUCCAUUUUAGUAACACUAAAAUUUUCUUUAGUAUUCGCUGAGUAACUUUUCUGGUUGUUCUCUCGGGUGUUUGAUAUGAUUUUUUUAACGAAUGAUAUCUUUUUCGUGCAAGAACCUUGCAUUUGUUAGCAGGGCAACUAAGAAAUAAAACUAAAUUACAACCACAAUAUUUUCUUAGCCUGGGAAUUAAUGUUGGGACUCAAUAUUUCUUUCUCAACAAUCCUGGAAUUUGUUCUUUUUAUAUUUUUUAUUGUAAUAAAAGUCAGUGUUAUUUUUUAAUUAAAUUCAAUUUACAGAGUAAUUUAUAAAUCUCCCAUAUUUUGCCAGCGAGCGCUUGUUAUAAAAACUGCCGCUGGGUUUAAGCCAGUCAGAAACAACGGAGGAUAUAAAUUAUUCCGCCUUGACCGAUCAUACUAGGUAUUCAGCGAAGUACAGUUUCAGAGGAACUUUCUCAAAUAUUUUAUUGUAAGGCUUUGUUAUAAUUAGGCCUGGUUGUUAGGAUAGAAGCAAAGAGAAAACAUCAUUGACAGGACACCUUGGGAAACAACUUCCGAGUAUUUACUAUUUGAUGAUUAAUAUAUCAGCUGCCUGAGUCUUGGUUGUUAGCUUUCGGUACUUUUAGGUGCUAUUUGCGUUCUACUUAAUGUUGCUGCCCAUUGUGUAUGGCACACAGUACAAAACCUGAUCAGAAUUGGAGGAUGCUAUAAUUAAUAAAAUUUUUAUCAUCGUUUUUCAGGGGAGUCAAACGAGUGUACUAAAUAUCGAACAAUUAACGACGCCAGCCGUGCAGCAAGCAACAAUAAUCCACAAUAUAAAUGUGAUAGAAGAGAUGAUAACAUAUCUACUGGAUGGUAUCGCAUAAUGGGGAAGACUGGUAAUCACGUUCCAGAGUAUUGCAUUCCUAUAAAUCACUGCGGUACCCACGCACCUGGUUGGCUCAAUGGGAUACACCCAAGCGUGCAGGAAGGCAUAGUGAUUCGACAAGUUUGUUAUCACUGGCAUGGCAAAUGCUGCAAAUGGAAAAACAACAUCAAGAUUCGUAACUGUGGAAACUAUUACGUGUACCACUUAGUUAAGCCUCCUGUGUGUCUUUUACGUUACUGUGGGGACUGGCUCCGCGAAUGGAAAGGUGAGGUAUCAGUUUGC